AUGAAUUGGGAAGAUGAGGGAGAUGACGAGAUGGACGACGAUACUGCCGUCGAUACUCCCGUUUCCAAAUCCCGGAGCACGAAGCUGGAUACUAAGGAGGAAACCGAGUUUACGAAGUGGUUUUGGGAGAAUCGUGGUGAUAACAAUCGUGCUUGGAAGAAGAGGCGGCGUGAUGCUGCUAAGGAACAGAGACAGAGAGAGAACAGGAAGAAGGGAAUGAAGGGACCGAUCAAAGCUGGCGUCAUCACAAACAACAGUCGCGAUGCAGCCUCUACAAAAUGCGCAAAGUGGCAGAAUGCACUGGCUGCUUCUGCUUCUUGCGCUUCUCUCCUUCACAUCUUUAACAGCAGCAUCCACACGAUCAUCCCCCUCGAUCCCGAGAAAUCCGGCUCCGAUCCUCUAGACAGUGUGGUGAAUCUGUACCAUCGUGCAUUUGACAGCGCACUCACCGACAGCGACAGCAACAGCGACAGCUCCGAGCCCGUGCCGGAGUCCGAAAAACAAGCAGAAACAGACGAUCUACCUAAAUCCAAACGCGCCAAUUCAUACCGCCAACUAAACUGCAACGACUGCAAUCGCAAAUUCUGCCUUGACUACGAAUUGCCGACGUGUAAGGGUGCUAAGGAGGAUGAUGUUGUUACUACUUGCUUCCGUGAGUGA
Messenger RNA from Penicillium cosmopolitanum, 660 nucleotides. RefSeq lists its product as uncharacterized. The record is from RefSeq and is a predicted model, not a curated record. The transcript is spliced from 3 exons. Bases 1 to 660 code for a protein of 219 amino acids. Lineage: Eukaryota; Fungi; Ascomycota; Eurotiomycetes; Eurotiales; Aspergillaceae.